CUCUCCACCCUCACUCAUCACCUCUUCCAAAACUUACCAUCAUGUCUGGCAUCAACCCCGGCGACGAAAAACUCGUAUUCGAGUCUUCCGAGGCGGUUUCAGUCGUCUCGACCUUCGAUGACCUCGGUCUCAAGGAGGACCUUCUUCGCGGCAUCUACGCAUACAACUUCGAAAAGCCUUCAGCUAUCCAGCAGCGGGCCAUCUUGCCAAUCAUUCAAGGGCGAGACGUAAUUGCGCAGGCGCAGUCUGGAACAGGAAAAACCGCGACAUUCUCGAUAUCUAUCCUCCAAUCCAUCGACGUCACCGUGCGAGAAACGCAGGCCCUCAUUCUGAGCCCUACUCGCGAGCUGGCUACUCAGAUUCAAUCCGUCGUCCUCGCGCUCGGCGACUACAUGAACGUGCAGUGCCACGCUUGCAUCGGAGGCACUUCGAUUGGUGAGGAUAUUCGCAAGCUAGAGUACGGCCAACACGUCGUGUCCGGCACUCCUGGCCGUGUCUUCGAUAUGAUCCGCCGACGGAGUCUACGGACGCGGAACAUCAAGAUGUUGGUGCUGGAUGAGGCGGACGAGCUGCUGAAUAAGGGCUUCAAGGACCAAAUCUACGAUGUCUACCGAUACCUCCCCCCCGCGACGCAGGUAGUGCUCCUGAGUGCUACGCUGCCAUAUGAUGUUCUCGAAAUGACCACCAAGUUCAUGACCGACCCCAUCCGUAUCCUCGUCAAACGUGAUGAGUUGACGCUGGAGGGCAUCAAGCAGUUUUUCGUAGCAGUUGAGAAGGAAGACUGGAAGUUCGACACACUAUGCGAUCUCUACGAUACCUUGACCAUCACGCAGGCCGUCAUCUUCUGUAACACAAGGCGAAAGGUUGACUGGUUAACAGAGAAGAUGCGUGCCGCCAACUUCACAGUCUCCUCAAUGCACGGAGAGAUGGUGCAGAAAGAGCGGGACGCCAUCAUGGCAGAAUUCCGGAGCGGGACAUCGCGCGUGUUGAUCACGACUGACGUGUGGGCUCGUGGUAUCGACGUUCAACAAGUUUCGCUUGUGAUCAAUUAUGACCUGCCUGCGAAUCGUGAAAACUACAUCCAUCGCAUUGGUCGGUCAGGUCGGUUCGGGCGCAAGGGUGUAGCUAUCAACUUCGUUACUGUGGAUGAUGUCCGCAUCCUCCGGGAUAUCGAACAAUUCUACAGCACACAGAUCGAUGAAAUGCCUGUCAACGCUGCAGAACUCAUCUAGGCCUCUCGUAUCUCUUGUUGUAAUCUUUAUACGUAUUCAUUUCGCUCUGGCUGUCGCAAAUCCUUAGCAUGAUACUGCCCUCUACAUGACGAUAUAUAUAUGUAAUGUCUGUGUGUGCUCUCGAAUCCAGACCUUUGCAUCACAUUUUCGCUGCG
Messenger RNA from Laetiporus sulphureus 93-53, 1387 nucleotides. RefSeq names its product ATP-dependent RNA helicase FAL1. The transcript is spliced from 9 exons. Bases 42 to 1232 code for a protein of 396 amino acids. Lineage: Eukaryota; Fungi; Basidiomycota; Agaricomycetes; Polyporales; Laetiporaceae. Gene Ontology annotation, cellular component: catalytic step 2 spliceosome; nucleolus. The record is from RefSeq and is a predicted model, not a curated record. Gene Ontology annotation, molecular function: mRNA binding; RNA helicase activity; ATP binding.